Messenger RNA from Morone saxatilis (striped sea-bass), 3617 nucleotides. RefSeq names its product rhophilin, Rho GTPase binding protein 2 (gene rhpn2). The transcript is spliced from 15 exons. The coding region runs from base 126 to 2162 and encodes 678 amino acids. The record is from RefSeq and is a predicted model, not a curated record. Gene Ontology annotation, molecular function: protein binding. NCBI's taxonomy places the organism in Eukaryota, Metazoa, Chordata, Actinopteri, Moronidae. Gene Ontology annotation, biological process: signal transduction; negative regulation of stress fiber assembly.
GUCAGAGCAGACACAGUGCUGGAGGAGAGAGGAUACUCACCUGUUAAACAGCAGCCGACCUGGUUUCACUAACUUUUUAAUUCUCUUGUUUUCCCUCUGAGACUGUACGAGCCUGAAGCUUCAGGAUGACGGACACUCUCUUACCAAACGGCAUCAAGGACGGCGGAGGAGACAGCAGCUACUUCAGAAAGGGUUGUAACCCGUUCGCCCAGACUGGACGAAGCAAACUGCAGAACAAGCGAGCCAGUCUGAACCAGCAGAUCAUCAAACAGAUGAGGAUGAGGGCCGGAGCUGAGAACCUGCUGAAGGCUACAUCCAACAAUAAGGUUAAAGAGAUGGUUCUGUUGGAGUUGAGCUAUGUUAACUCCAACCUGCAGCUACUGAUGGGACAGCUGGAAGGACUCAACAGCUCAGUGGAGGUCUACCAGAGCGCCCAGGAAACAACAGCCAACAUACCCCUCAUUGCUCUGGGUCUUAAGGAGACAAAAGAAGUUGACUUCUCCACUCUAUUCAAGGACUUCAUCUUGGAGCACUACAGUGAAGACGGGAACAAUUAUGAAGACGAGAUUGCUGACCUGAUGGACCUGCGACAGGCUUGCAGAACGCCAAGUCGAAACGAGGCCGGGGUGGAACUGCUGGCGAAAUACUUCAGCCAUCUUCCUCUGAUGGAGAGCCGAUUCUUCUCCCCAAACCGCCAGACUGGCAUCUUCUUUACCUGGUAUGACUCCUUCACAGGAGUGCCAGUGUGCCAACAGAACCUGUCACUGGAGAAGGCCAGCAUCCUCUUCAACAUGGCCGCCCUCUACUCGCAGAUCGGUACCCGUAGUGACCGACAGACAAUAACCGGCCUGGAGGAGGCCAUCUCUUCCUUCCAGAUAGCUGCAGGUAUCCUGAACCACCUGAAGGAGACAUUCACCCACACUCCCAGCUACGACAUGAGUCCAGCAAUGCUCAGUAUGUUGAUUCGGAUGAUGCUUGCUCAGGCUCAGGAGUGUCUGUUUGAGAAGACUGCCCUGCCCGGGAUCCGAAACCAGUUCUAUUCCCUGAUGAAAAUGGCCCAGGAGGCUGCAAAGGUCUCAGAAAUCUACGACCAAGUCCACCAGUCCAUGAUCCAGACACCAAUCAAAGACAAUGUCCCGUUUUUCUGGUCCACCAUGUCGCAAGUCAAAACCAACCACUACCGCUCCAUGGCACACUACUUUGUUGCCUCAGCGCUCCUGGACCACCAGCUGGGUCCCAGUGACGAUGAGGACCAGCAGGAAAAGACCUUGUCACAGGUCUACGAUCGCCUUCCUGAGGGACGCUCACCCCUGGACAUCCUGAAAAAGAAAGAUGAACGUGAACGCAUCGGUAAAGCACACAUCCGCCGGGCCAUCCUGGGUCAUGAAGAGGCUCUGAGGAUCUAUAGUCUAUGCCACCACUUGAACAAGCUGGAGGUCCUGCAGGACAUUUUAAAAGCCAGUCACCAGCGCUCCCUCAACAAGUACAGUGAGAAUGAAAACGAGGAAGAGUUCGCUGACUACACGGAGGCCCCAGACAUCAUCUCUAAAACAGAGCACAAAGCAGAGAUGGAGUUUCCUGCAACCACAAAGGGCCCUCUGUCAGUCUUCUCUGCCAAGCAGCGGUGGACGGCCCCGCGGACAAUACAACUUCGACCAGAAGACAGAGACCUGGGCUUCACCCUGAAAGGAGAAACACCAGUCCAGGUGGUUUCGUUGGACCCCCUCUGCCAAGCUGCUGCUGACGGUCUGAAAGAGGGUGACUACAUUGUCGCCGUGAGCGACACAGACUGCAAGUGGAUGGGCGUGAGUGAGGUGAUGCGAUUGCUGAAGGAUGUGAACGAGGAGGGGAUUGACAUCCAGGUGGUGAGCAUGAUGGACAGCAACCCUCCAAUGCCUACCAAGAGUGCCACCUUCUGCGGAAACCUGCCCAAGACAUACUCCAUGAUUUGUCUGGCCUUUGAUGACGAUGACAAGAACCCCAAGUCUCGCAAAGUAACCAAGAAGUCGUCCUUCAUCAGCUGGGGUCUGAAGAACAAGCUGAAGAGCGCCAGCACCCUCAGCCUUCCCACAGCUGACCACUCUGGCACCCUUCCCUGGAACAAACCCUGUCCCACCUUCCCCAGCUCCAGCUCCUACAACAACGACAGUGCCCUCUACUGAGCUAGCCGCAGACUUUCUGCUGUCUGCAAGCAGUGUGCAGACCACAUACUAAGCCUAGUGUGGCUGCAUACAGUACUGUGUUGUACCCAUACUGGACCUGCUUUGGAUAUGGUACAGUACCAGUGCCCUUUGGUGUUUCCACUGGAAUACUGAGCAGUAGUGUAUGUAGCUGUAUGUCACCAGUGUAAUGAUGACAUAUCUGCCAGCUACCUUGGAAAGUGGCUGUGCCAAAUACUGUAUAUAGGUGCCUUUGUUGGUACAUGGGCGCCUUACCCAGCACAGUUCAGUAUCUGAAGUGAACUGGACUGCACACCAAACAUAAUGAGAAAUCAUUCUGUACCAUGCCAGUAUGUGUACAGCACAGUACAACUGCACUGUGGGAAAAAAAACAUGCCAGUUAUCAUUCCAGUCUAUAUAUAUAAACACAGCAUUGAGACUAAGUUAAACUGUCAUCUCAGUAUGUUUUCCUGAAGAAAUGCUCCGGACGAAUUGAAAGACAAAAACAAAGUUGUACAAACACACCCAGUGUCGGUUACUACUUGACUGCAAGGGCAUAAUUUUAUUGUGGCUUAAGCGGCCCCUUGUUAGCUCCAUUGUGUACUGAUGUAGCUGUGCACUGUGCAGUUAUGAUCUCUGUAUCCACCCUGUCUGUUUCAUACUGUAUAUGUGAAGGAUUCGGUCAUUGCUACGAUAUUUGUUGCAAUCAGCUUUGGGUUUUGAAUUACAUAUAUUUUCUAAAUACAUAUGUAGAUGUUCUGAACCUUGUUGCAGUAUGUUUAACAGUGAUUAAGGGAAAACAAAUUGUGCUGUGCAGUUGUUGUUUUUUUUUGCCUGGGGAGAGUUAAUGAAUGCAAUGUUCUAUAAGCUGCUAAAAAAAUCAUAUAUAUAUAUAUAUACCUUGUUUAUGUAUUAUUGUCACUUUUGUAUUUGUGAGACAGCCUUUGAGGAUUAUUGUUUCUGCUGAGUGUCAUGCCCUGGACCCAGUGUAAAUGGAAAUAUUGGUAUUUUAGGUUUGCUUACUCUACCAGUUACGCCACAGACCAAAAUGCCUCUGUGUCCCUGAUAUGCCAGGUUGUACCAUUUACAGUCCUGACUCAUUUUACCCUGUUGUUUCAUCAGUGCUGCUGCAGCCUGGCAGUGUGUUUAUUUGUCAGAAGAGCACGAGCUGUGUGUCUCUCUGUUAAUGUGAAUCUUGAUGUAGUUAAAGGUUAUUUUGUCUCCAGAAGGGAAGAAUGUGGGCAGACCAAUGACAUUCCUUGAAUCGUACCUGGACAGCCGGUCACCCAAAAGUGACUCCGAUCAAAGUCCACAGUCAGGUUUCUACUCUUUGUCUCCACUUGUCUUAAUCCUAGUUACACCCCACUGACACUUUGCAGUGUUGGACUAUCUCUUUAUCUACAAAGUAGAUUCCUAUACACGUUUGAUAAUAAAAUUAUUUAUGUAAUAAAAAAAAAA